This is a messenger RNA of Aaosphaeria arxii CBS 175.79, 1055 nucleotides long. RefSeq lists its product as uncharacterized. The transcript has a single exon. NCBI's taxonomy places the organism in Eukaryota, Fungi, Ascomycota, Dothideomycetes, Pleosporales. The annotation marks the transcript as partial. The record is from RefSeq and is a predicted model, not a curated record.
CAACUUACUAUUGUUCAAUCCAAGUGACAAUUAGAUUGCCUUUGGUAUAUAAACCGCUUCGGACUCAAUCUUCCUCAAUCCCCAAUCUUCAACCCUCACCAUACACUCUCUGAGACCUCUUCAUCACUUUCGUAUCCAUUCAAACUGCUGGUCAGUUUUUUUUUCAACAAAUACCAAAGAGAGCUGUUGCCGGAUCAACACCUCCUUCAACUCAUCUCUCACAAUGGACCCUUUCAACUACAACGGUUCCCGCGGCUACAGGGACUUCGACGGAUUCGACGUUUAUGACGACUACAUCGAGUUCGACGAUGUCGUCGAGAGUGUCGAGGUCGGCAAUUACGCCGGCUACAGCGGUGUUUUCGAGCCCAACCUUCAUCCCAGGCCCCCUCCUGGCCCAUUUCCUCAGCGCUGCUUCACUCUCUCUCCAACUCCGCAGCGCCACAUCGCCUAUCCGUCGUCUCCACAACGCCGUACCUCUCGCUCAUCUUCUCCACGAAGUGACACUGGCUCUCUUCGCCAACGCCGUGCCACUCGUUCUUCUUCCCCCGGAUCCGUCUCUGGCUCGCCUUCUCUCCGAAGCCGAUCCAGUCGCUCUUCUUCUCCACUCGGUCCUCGACCGCAGCGAAUUGUUCGGAUCCGCUACUCGGAUCGACUUCAGCGACGUUUCCGCCUCAAGGAGCACUUCCGUGCCCUUGAGCGCGCCUAUCUGCACCAUCGCGAGAUGGCCAUGCAGAGACACCAACUCGAGCUCGAACAGCUAUACCAGCUGUACUUCGUCUUCUGCCUUGUUCUCGUCGGUCAAUUUGGCCGUCAGAAUGAGUAGAAUCCUCAGCAUGGUCUUCAGAGAUUCUGAACGCCUACCUAUGGCCCCUUCUUCCACAGCAUCAUCGGGUCCUUCAACACACUUAUCAUCUGCAUUUUUAUCAGCUUUCAUGGGGUCUUCAUAACCAGUUUUGGUCUUGGUAGUAUAACUGGUACUACCAAUUCAACUUUCACAGCCACUGAGUUUUUAUCAUAGCAUAGAAAUGCCAAUCAAAACUCACUACAUUCAUAAA